Lucilia sericata (common green bottle fly) is the source of this 3149-nucleotide messenger RNA. Its product is annotated as probable cytochrome P450 28d1. The record is from RefSeq and is a predicted model, not a curated record. Gene Ontology annotation, molecular function: monooxygenase activity; oxidoreductase activity, acting on paired donors, with incorporation or reduction of molecular oxygen; iron ion binding. Lineage: Eukaryota; Metazoa; Arthropoda; Insecta; Diptera; Calliphoridae. The transcript has 17 exons. Bases 90 to 3005 code for a protein of 971 amino acids.
UAUUUAAACUCGUAAAGAACGGUUGUCGCUAUUGUCCCAUAGCCUAAGAAGUGUUUUAGUUUGAAAGAAAAAAAGGAAGCAUUUCCAAAAUGCUCCUUACUAUACUAACAGUGAUCUUGGGUCUAGUCCUAUUAUUUUAUAUAUUUCUAACCUGGAACUUUAGCUAUUGGAAAAAACGUGGCAUUAAAGGUCCAACGCCGAAACCUUUUGUGGGUAAUUUCCCCAGUGUUUUUACACAAAAAAGACAUUUAGCCGAGGAUAUUAAAGAAAUUUAUGAAUCUUAUAAAAAUACCGAUAAUUUUGUUGGUGUUUUCAAUUGCCGUUCUCCUCAAUUGCUUAUUACUAAUGCGGAAUUGGUUCGUCGUAUUUUAGCUACCGAUUUUAAACAUUUUCAUGACAAUGAAGCUUCAACAUUUGUUGAUAAAAAUUCGGAUAGUAUAUUUUCCGAAAAUCCUUUUGUAUUAACUGGCGAAGAUUGGAAAGAAAGAAGAGCUGAAAUAACUCCAGGUUUCACACAAAAUCGAAUCAAAACAGUAUUUCCGGUAACGAAAAAAGUGUGUAAAGUAUUAACGGACUAUAUAGAAAAGGAAACCAAAUUGGGACCCAAAGAUGGUAUUGAUGGCAAAGAUCUUAGUUUACGUUUCACCUGUGAAGUGGUUAGUGAUUGUGUUUUGGGUUUACAGGCCAAUAGUUUUACCGAUAGUACAGCGCCCAUUUUCGAUAAUGCCAAGAAAUUGUUUGAACAAUCUUUCAUUUUAAUAUUGUACAUGACUUUGGCUGGUUUAAUACCCUCCUUAACAAAAAUCAAAAAAUUACGUUUUGUACCCAAACCCAUAGAAGACUUUUUCGUAGAUUUAAUGAAAAACUCUCUGAGUAUGAGAAAAGCUCAACGUGAAAAGGGUGUCAAUGAGGAUCGUGUUGAUUUCAUGAACUACAUGUUGCAGUUGCAAGAGAAAAAGAAUCUAACAAUUACAGAAGUGACAGCGCAUACCAUGACAUUUUUAGUGGAUGGUUUUGAAACUACGGCCAGCGUAUUAUCGCACUGUUUAUUGUUGUUGGGUCGUCAUACCGACAAACAAGAGAAAUUACGUCAAGAAAUUUUAGAAAAAUUAGGUCAUGAUAGUGAUUUUGACACCAUUAUGGAUUUGGAAUAUUUGGAUGCUUGUAUACAUGAAACUCUGCGCCUUUUUUCCCCUGGCUCAUAUUCUACUAAGUUGUGCACUGAACCCAUUGACUUGGUAAAUAAAGAUGGCAAAUCUUUACAUGUACCUGUGGGUGCCAGAGUAGUUUUGCCCAUAUAUGCCAUUAUGACAGAUGAGGAAAACUAUAAGAAUGCCGAUGUUUUCGAACCGGAACGUUUUUUGAAUGGUGGUUUGAAAAUGUUUAAGGAUAAAGGUCUUUUUUAUGCAUUUGGUGAUGGACCACGAGUUUGCUUGGGCCAGCGUUUCGCUUUAACCCAAAUGAAAGCUGCCAUGGUGGAAAUUGUGCGUAAAUAUAAAAUUCAUGUGAAUCCCAAGACUCGUAAAGAUAAUAAACUCGAUCCCACAUAUUUCAUUCUGCGCUUAGAUGGUGGCAUUUGGUUAGAUUUUGAAAAGUUGUGGGAUAUAUGUAUACAUAUAACUUUUAUAAUUUUUUUCACUAAUAUUUUAAAAUUCAAACUUGUCGUUAAAAAUGCUUACGAAGCCUACAAAAAUACAGAUUAUUUUAUUGGAGUCUUUAAUAGCCGCUGCCCUCAAUUAAUGAUUCUUAGUCCCGUAAUGAUGCGUCGAGUUUAUGUGACAGAUUUUAAACAUUUUCAUGAUAAUGAAGUUUCAACAUUUAUUGAUGAAAAAUCUGAUAAAAUUUUAUCCAACAAUCCAUUCGUUUUAAGUGGCGAACAAUGGAAGGAAAGAAGAGCUGAAGUAACGCCCGGAUUAACACACAAUAGGAUUAAAACCGUAUUUCCCGUUACUAAUAAAGUCUGCAAAACUAUGUUGGAUUAUAUAGCUAAACAAAGCAAAAUGGGUGAUGGAAUCGAGGCCAAAGAUUUAAGUUUGCGUUAUACCUGCGAAGUGGUUACCGAUUGUGUUUUGGGACUUCAAGCCAAUACUUUUACCGAUGACCCCACACCCAUUUUUGAUAACACCAAAAAAUUGUUCGAUCAAUCAUUUAUUUUAAUUCUCUACAUGACUUUAGUGGGUUUAAUACCUUCUCUAGCCAAAAUUAAGAAAUUACGUUUUGUACCCAAACCCAUAGAAACAUUUUUCAUUGGUUUAAUGGAAAGCUCUUUGAGUUUGAGAAAAUCUCAGCGUGAGCAGGGUGUUAAUGAAGAUCGUGUUGAUUUCAUAAAUUACAUGUUACAUUUGCAAGAGAAGAAGAAUCUAACUUUGCCAGAAUUGACAAGUCAUACUAUGACAUUUCUAUUAGAUGGUUUCGAUACUACGGCCAAUGCCUUGUCACAUUGUUUAUUUUUGCUUGCUCGUUACCCUGAGAAACAGGAAAAGUUACGUAAAGAAAUUUUAGAAAACUUGGACCAAAAGAUUAAUGAUUAUGAAACAAUUAUGGGUCUGGAAUAUUUAGAUGCUUGUAUACAUGAAACCGUACGUAUGUUCCCUCCCGGUUCACAUUCAUCAAAAAUGUGUACUCAACCUAUUGAUUUGGUGAAUAAAAAUGGUCGCACUCUACAUGUUCCUGUGGGCACCCGUGUCAUUUUGCCCGUAUAUGCUGUGAUGAAUGAUGAAGAUUAUUAUAAAAAUGCUGAUUCUUUCGAACCCGAACGUUUUAUGGAUGGUGGUUUGAAAACCCUAAAGGACAAGGGUCUCUUUUUCGGUUUCGGUGAUGGUCCAAGAGCUUGUUUAGGCAUGCGUUUUGCUUUAACCCAAAUCAAAGGCGCUUUGGUGGAAAUUUUACGCAACUACAAGAUCACCGUAAAUCCUAAAACCCCAAAAAACAAUAAAUUGAAUCCUACAUAUUUUGCCUUGAUAUUAGAUGGUGGUAUAUGGUUAAAUUUUGAAAAGAUCCAUUAAAAUUAUAUAUAUAUAAAAUAAUCCUCAAUAAAUUCUAAAUUUAACUAAUGCAAAAAUUUUAUAAAUGUUGGUUUGUAGUAAAGAAAUAUUAACAUUAUCUGUUCUCUUUCAUCAUAAUAAAUAUUAUAAUUUUUUAUUAUUAAA